UUCAGUUCGAUGGUGUGUAGAAUCUGUGGCGUCAGUUUGUUUGUAAACAGUCAUCGUGGUGCUUAAUAUGAAGUGUGUUGUGUAAGUGGUUAAGAUAGUUGCCAGAUCGAUAACAGAAUAUGGAAUGUGAUCCGAAUAAAAAACCGGAGCCACCAUUGAAACGAUACCGGAGAGAAGAAAAAACUUCCAGCUCAGAAAGUGAAGGUGACUAUGUUCCAUAUGUGCCUGUUAAACUACGGAAGAAGGAACAGCUCGUCAAAUUAGGAAGGCUGACUCAGUUAAAGGAGGAAUGGAAUAAAGGAAAAUCAUCAAGUGAAAAUGAACGAGACAAUGAAGAUGAUGAGGAUGGUCAAGUAUGGGGCAGGAAGUCAAACAUCAGUCUACUUGAUCAGCAUACUGAACUCAAGAAGAUGGCUGAAGCCAAGAAGGAAAGUGCAAUGGAGAGACAACUUAAGGAAGAAGAGAAAAUAUUGGAGAGUGUAGCAGAAAAAAAGGCUCUGAUGGGUGUAGCAGAACUGGCAAAAGGCAUUCAAUAUGAAGACCCAAUAAAAACAAGUUGGAAACCACCACAGCAUGUCUUAAGCAUGUCAGAAGCGAGACACGAGCGUGUUCGCAAGAAAUUGAGAAUUCUAGUUGAAGGGGAUGAUGUACCACCACCCAUAAAAAGCUUCAGAGCAAUGAAAUUUCCUCGUGGUGUUUUGGCAGGACUUGAAAAGAAGGGCAUCAUUAAACCAACUCCAAUUCAGGUCCAAGGAAUACCCACAGUGUUGUCUGGGCGUGACAUGAUUGGUAUUGCAUUCACUGGUAGUGGGAAAACACUGGUAUUUGUGCUGCCCCUAAUAAUGUUCUGCUUGGAACAGGAGACUCGCCUUCCCUUUAUCAAAAAUGAGGGACCUUAUGGCUUGAUAAUAUGCCCAUCACGUGAGUUGGCAAAACAAACACAUGAUAUCAUAACACACUACUGCUCUUCACUACAGCAACAUGGUGCACCAGAAAUCAGAUGCUGUCUUGCUAUUGGCGGAGUACCAGUCGCAGAAUCUAUUGAGAUCAUUAGCAAAGGAGUACAUAUCAUGGUGGCCACUCCAGGUCGUCUCAUGGACAUGCUAGACAAGAAAAUGGUACGACUAGAUGUCUGCAGAUACUUGUGCAUGGAUGAAGCUGAUAGGAUGAUUGACAUGGGAUUCGAAGAAGAUGUCAGAACAAUUUUCUCAUUUUUCAAGGGGCAAAGGCAGACACUGCUGUUCUCAGCUACAAUGCCAAAAAAAAUACAGAAUUUUGCCCGGUCAGCACUUGUGAAGCCAGUUACAAUUAAUGUGGGCCGAGCUGGUGCAGCUUCAAUGAAUGUUAUUCAGGAAGUUGAAUAUGUGAAACAAGAAGCAAAGAUUGUUUAUCUUCUGGAAUGUCUCCAGAAGACUCCUCCUCCUGUUCUGAUAUUUGCUGAAAAGAAACAAGAUGUGGAUGCUAUACAUGAAUAUUUGCUGCUAAAGGGAGUAGAAGCAGUGGCCAUUCAUGGUGGCAAAGAUCAGGAGGAACGGUCUCGUUCUGUGGAUGCAUUUCGAAAGGGACAGAAAGAUGUUCUGGUUGCUACUGAUGUUGCAUCAAAGGGCUUAGAUUUUGCUGAUGUUCAACAUGUCAUUAAUUAUGACAUGCCAGAUGAUGUAGAGAAUUAUGUUCAUCGUAUUGGGAGAACAGGCCGUUCUGGCAAGACAGGAAUUGCUACAACAUUUAUCAAUAAAGCUAAUGAUGAAUCCGUGCUUCUUGAUCUGAAGCAUUUGCUAAUUGAAGCAAAGCAAAAAGUUCCACCAUUCCUUGCUGCUCUUCAGUCUGAAAAUGAGAAAUACCUUGAGCUUGGGGAUGAACGUGGCUGCAGCUACUGUGGUGGCCUUGGGCAUAGAAUCACUGACUGUCCAAAGCUGGAAGCUAUCCAGAACAAGCAAGCAUCCAAUAUUGGAAGGAGAGACUAUCUUGCAAGCAAUGCUGCAGAUUAUUAGAUUAUACCACUAUACUGUUAAAAGAACUGUUUUUUUACUUGUAUUUUACAGAUUAAGUUAAUUAAAUGAUGUUUCUUCUGUGUUUUGAAAA
Messenger RNA from Schistocerca americana (American grasshopper), 2082 nucleotides. It is a transcript of the gene abs, whose product is annotated as ATP-dependent RNA helicase abstrakt. Gene Ontology annotation, molecular function: zinc ion binding; RNA binding; ATP binding. The coding region runs from base 120 to 1991 and encodes 623 amino acids. Gene Ontology annotation, cellular component: spliceosomal complex. The record is from RefSeq and is a predicted model, not a curated record. The transcript has 14 exons. Lineage: Eukaryota; Metazoa; Arthropoda; Insecta; Orthoptera; Acrididae. Gene Ontology annotation, biological process: mRNA splicing, via spliceosome.